Molecule: messenger RNA, 3495 nt
Organism: Cryptosporidium muris RN66
Lineage: Eukaryota; Apicomplexa; Conoidasida; Eucoccidiorida; Cryptosporidiidae
Product: phosphoenolpyruvate carboxylase family protein
Exons: 1
Coding region: 1-3495 (1164 amino acids)
Biological process (GO): tricarboxylic acid cycle; carbon fixation
Cellular component (GO): cytosol
Molecular function (GO): phosphoenolpyruvate carboxylase activity
Source: RefSeq, a predicted model, not a curated record
AUGCAGAUAAAUGAAGAUAGUUCUGCUCACUGGGAGAGUCAUCUCUAUCCAACAGGUUUUAAACAUGAAUUUUGCACAUUUCUGGAUAGACCACAGAAAUCUUACUCAUCUAAAUUAUAUGAAACUUUAAGUAGAUUUAAUGAGCCAUUAGAUGAGGAUAUCAAGGCACUUGAAGUUCAUAUGUUUAGUUUGGUUGCAUCACAUUGGAGACAAUCAUGCUAUACAUCUUCUGAAUCUCAAACCCCAGAGUUAAGCCCAGCACGGAUACCAUCUAGUUGUAAUGAAAAAGAGGGGAAGGAUGGUAUGUCUAUUAUUUUUGAUAUUUUAAAGGCCUCAAUGGAAUUUGUUGAAAGUGAUAAUAGUGAAUCUUUGGAAAAAUUAUGGAAUCAAAUUAGAGUAUUAGAUAGUGGGAUGCUAUCAUUAGUAGUAUCACUUUUUAACCAGAUGUGUAUGAUAUCUAACUAUGCAGAGGCAGCUCAAAGAAUACGUAGGAGACGUCAUUUUGAGAAAGUAUUAGCUCUUAGGAAUGAGAAUGAGGACCAAGAUGAAGCAUUUAGACUUUCAACACAUUCUUUAAGAAAUACAAUAAAGGACUUACUAAAUGCUGGGUAUGAGAAACAGAUAAUUUAUAAAUUAAUUUGUGAACAGGAGAUAGAUUUAGUAGUAACAGCUCAUCCAACUCAGGCUCAAAGGAUAUCUGUUGUAAAAUGUUGUCAAAAUAUUGCAGAGUUAAUACUUCAACUAGAUAGGUCAGAUUUAACUCCUACAGAAAUUAAAGAUGCUAAAAAUACUAUACAGAGAUGUCUAGCAAUGUUAUGGAAUUCAGAUACUUUACGUAGAGCUCGACCAACACCUUUAGAUGAAGUCCAAAAUACCGUAAAUACAAUUUGUGAAACAGUCUUUAAUACAUUACCUCAAUUUUUAAGAAAUAUAGAUAUGAUAUUGGAUGAUAAUGGUAUGGAUCCUUUACCACCCACAAAGACUUUAUUUAAAUUUUCUUCUUGGGUUGGAGGAGAUAGAGAUGGUAAUCCUUAUGUAACAGCUAAAAUAACAAGAUUGGCAGUAACAAACAUGCGUUUAAAGGCUUGUAGUAUUUUUCUUGAAAGUAUUGAUAAGCUAAUGUAUGACAUUCCAAUAGUUUCUAAUCAUAAGAAAUUGAAGAAUUAUGUCGAUAAUUUACCUAAUAUUUCAUUUUAUCUUAAUAACAAUACACCUGCUAAUAAUGGAGAUACAACAAAUGAUGCAACAGUUUGUUUGCGUCCAUUUAUGGGGUUUAUUGCAGAACAUGAAUUAUAUCGCCGGGUUUUAGCUCAUAUUAGAGUUAGAUUAAUAGCUACUAGAGACUACUAUCUAGAUACUUUGAAUUCUGGUCAUUGUGUACAGUCUGAAAUUAGAAGAUCUUUAGCUUAUCAUUCUACACAGCAACUUCUAGAACCUUUAUUAGUAAUGUUUGAAGCUUUAGAAGACUAUGAUAAAGAUAUUAAGGAAAAUAUUGAGGAAGAUAAAGUAUCAGCUUCUUCAUCUAAUAAUACAAUUCCUUGGCUAUCUCAUAGCAAUUAUGCAACAGCUAAAUUAGGAAGGGGACUAUUACUAGAUUUAAUACGUCAAGUUUCAGCAUUUGGAUUAUCUUUAAUGCGUUUAGAUAUUCGUCAAGAGGCUUCAAAACAUGAAAAAGCUAUGGAUGAAGUUUGUAAAUAUAUUGGAGUUGGAUCAUACUCUGAAUUUACAGAGGAAGAAAAGCAGAACUUUUUAUUUAAAUGUUUAGCUUCAAAAAGACCCCUAAUUCCACAUAGACUAAAUUGGACUCCAGAAACAGUAGAGAUUUUAGAAACAUUCCGUGAAUGUUCACAUUUGGGUGCAGAAGCUUUGGGUUCUUAUAUAAUAUCAAUGUGUAUGAAACCUUCAGAUAUAUUAUGCGUUCAUGUAUUUCAAAAGGAAUAUUUUGCAACUAUUAGUGCUGAAAGUGAAGUAUAUUCUAAAUUAAGUGAUUUAAAUACUUUAUUAAAUAGUAGAAAUAGUCAAGAUUCAUUAAAUAUGACAAAUAACCUACAAUCAAAAGGGCAAAUAUAUUCUCCUUUAAAUAAUAACUCUCCAAAAUCUUCAACUUCUAUUUUACCAUCUUUAGCUUCAAAAAGAAUGAGGGUAGUCCCUCUUUUAGAGACUGUAGAAGCUUUGAAUAAUGCUCAAAAAACUUUAGAAGUUCUUUUGUCUAAUGAAUGGUAUUUAAAUUAUGUUAAUUCUGUUGAUAAAGGAAUAGUAGAAGUUAUGAUUGGAUAUUCAGACAGUAGCAAAGAUGGAGGUAGAUUAGCUUCAGCUUGGCAAUUAUAUAAUGCCCAAGAAUGCCUUUCAAAUAUCUCUCAUAGAUAUGGAGUUCAAAUAGUCUUCUUUCAUGGAAGAGGUGGAAGUGUAGGAAGAGGAGGAGGACCUCAACAUCUUGCUAUCCUUAGUCAACCUCCAAAUACAAUAACAUCAUUUAUGAGGAUAACAGUUCAAGGUGAAGUAAUGACUCAAUCAUUUGGACUUGCUGAAAUUGCUUAUAAAACAUGGGAAAUAUAUACUUCUGCUGUUUUAACUGCUAGAUGUAGUGUUUUAGAUCUUGAGAAUACCUGUGAAGAAUUUGAUCAUUUAGAAAAUAAAAAUAAACCUAUCAUUAAUGAAACUACUGAUAAAUCGGAUUUAAAUGAUACUAAUCAAAAUUAUUUAUAUAAAUAUUUAAGUAAAAUGAAAUUUAAUAAAAAUGUUGUAGUUUCACCAAAAUGGAGAGAACUCAUGAAUAAAAUGAGUGAAGUUUCAAUGAAGGAAUAUAGACGCAUCGUAUUUGGUGAAGAUAAUAAAGACUUUACUUCUGAUGACUUUGUCAAUUAUUUUAGAAGUGUAACUCCUGAAAAGGAAAUAAGUGAACUUAAUAUUGGGAGUCGUCCAUCUAAACGUAAAGAAGGGGGUAUAGAAACUUUAAGAGCAAUACCUUGGGUAUUUGCAUGGACACAGAUAAGAUCUCAUCUACCUGUAUGGUUAGGUCUUAGUGCAGCUUUAGAAGAAAUGAAACGUAUUGAUGAACUUGGUGAAAUAGCUGAUAUGUACCAACAAUGGCCAUUUAUGAAAAGCUUUUUUAAUUUAGUCUCUAUGAUUCUCCUAAAAACAGAUGUACAUAUUUUCCAGCUUUAUAGCAAAACUUUGGCACCUGAAAAUCUUCAACACCUUGGAAAUUUAUUAUCUCAAAAACUUAAAGAUACUACAAAACUUGUAAUGGAAGUCACUAAAGAAAAACAACUUCUUGAUUCAGAUUGUGUAACAAGAAGAGCUAUAUUACUUAGAUUUGCAUGGCUUGCUCCAUGUAAUCUUGUACAAAUUGAAUGCAUUAAUAGACGCAGAAAGCUCUGUAUUUCUAAUUCAAAUAUACAAGAUCCAAAAACUCAAUUGGAACUUGAAAAAAUUGAAAAUGCUCUCAAAAUAUCUAUUCAAUCCAUUGCAGCUGGUAUGCAGUUCUCAGGUUAA